Xyrauchen texanus (razorback sucker) is the source of this 5400-nucleotide messenger RNA. RefSeq names its product contactin-2-like. The coding region runs from base 280 to 3396 and encodes 1038 amino acids. Lineage: Eukaryota; Metazoa; Chordata; Actinopteri; Cypriniformes; Catostomidae. Gene Ontology annotation, molecular function: cell-cell adhesion mediator activity. The record is from RefSeq and is a predicted model, not a curated record. The transcript is spliced from 23 exons. Gene Ontology annotation, biological process: brain development; cell-cell adhesion.
GGAAGAUAGCGAGGAAGACAGAGUGAGGUAAAGAGACCGUGUCACACAGACGACACAUCCUUAUUGUGAAAGGGGGCUGCAAAGCUCUUUCGUGAGAGAAAAAAAUCUUGAAACCUAAGUAAAGCCCAGUUGCUGUUAUUGACGCAGGGCGUUAAAGGCGCGCAGCAUCCGUUCAGCAUCACUGUUGGAGGCAGAGAAACACUACGAGCCCGUCCUCAUUUAUAGCCGCUCUUUCAAAGGAGCUGACAGGCCUUAUCUGGGAGUGGUUGAAGUAGGAGAAUGACGAGUCUGUUGUGUCUGCUGUCUCUCAGCUCGCUGGCUCUGAGCUACGCUCUGGGUGGAGAUGUGUGUGUGUCGGGUCACGACAGUGGGCCAGUGUUUGAGGAGCAGCCGUCUAGUCUGAUCUACCCAGAGGGGAUGCCAGAAGGCAAGGUGACCCUGAGCUGCCAGGCUCGUGCCAGCCCUGCUGCUGUGUACCGUUGGCGUGUGAAUGGCACAGAUGUAGUUAUCGGAGAGGAUUCACACUAUACGCUGGUUGCGGGAAACCUUGUCAUCAAUAACCCGCAACAUGGGCGAGAUGCUGGGUCGUACCAAUGUCUUGCCAUCAACCGCUGUGGUACCAUUGUUAGCCGUGUUGCUAACCUAAAGUUUGGCUACAUCCAUGAUUUCCCUCCUGAGAGUAGAAGCCCUCAGACUGUCCAUGAGGGCACUGGAACCUUUCUUGCCUGUCAACCACCUGCUCAUUACCCAGCUUUGUCCUACCGCUGGUUCAUCAAUGAAUUUCCCAACUUCAUCCAGCCAGAGGGGGGCAGAUGGUUUGUGUCUCAGGUGACGGGUAACUUAUACCUAGCUAAUGCAAGAGCCAAUGACACGGCCAACUACUUCUGCUUCACCACCAUCAACAUGGACAUCAGCACCAAGAGCAUCUUCAGUAAAGCCAUCCAGCUCACUGUUUACCCUGACGCAAACCCAAGGAAAGCUGCACCAAACAUCCGAGUGCGUUUUCCCGCUGAGACGUAUGCAUUAGCGGGACAGACCACUCAGCUGGAAUGCUUUGCCUAUGGCAAUCCCAUUAGUAAUAUCCGUUGGAGGAAGGUGGAUGGGGUUUUACCCCCAAAGGUUGGAGCCAGUGCAGAAGGACCCAUCCUGAUCAUUCCUGAACUGAACUUUGAUGAUGAGGGCAUCUAUGAGUGCGAGGUUUAUAAUUCAGAGGGCCGGGAGACACAUCAGGGACGAGUCUCUGUGCAGGCCCAGCCGGAGUGGCUGCAGGUAAUGAGCGACUCAGAGGUGGAGAUCAGUUCUGAGCUGCAGUGGAGCUGCGCCGCUGCCGGCAAACCAAGACCCACAAUCCGCUGGCUACGUAACGGACAGCCACUCAGCAAACAGGACCGGGUCGAAGUGAAUAAUGGCCGAUUAAGGAUCAGUAACCUUGCCCUAGAGGAUUCAGGGAUGUAUCAGUGUGUGGCUGAAAACAAACACGGCACUAUAUACUCAAACGCUGAGCUUCGAGUUCAAGUCCAGGCUCCAGACUUCAGGUUAAAUCCAGUACGCAAGUUGGUCCCUGCUGCCCGUGGAGGACAGGUUAAAAUGGAGUGUAAACCUCGUGCGGCUCCAAAACCAACUCUCUUCUGGAGCCGUGGCACAGAGCUACUGACCAAUAGGAGCAGGAUAACAGUCACUCCAGAUGGGGUUCUGUGGAUCUUCAACAUCAGUCGUGCAGAUGAGGGAAAGUACACCUGCUUUGCAGAAAACUACCUUGGAAAAGCCAACAGCACAGGACACCUGUCUGUCAGAGAUGCCACAAAAAUCACACUAGCGCCCUCUAAUUCUGACAUCAAUCAAGGUGAUAAUGCCACCCUGCAAUGCCACUCAUCACAUGACCCUACUAUGGAUCUUACCUUCACCUGGUAUCUCAAUGGGGUUCUGUUGGACCUGGAAGCACCAAAUGGACACUAUCGUCGACUGGAGGGGAAAGAGACAAUCGGUGACCUGUUGAUAGUCAACGGGCAGCUCAGUCAUGCUGGCACAUACACCUGCACAGCCCAGACGGUGGUGGACAGCGCGGUGGCUUCAGCCAAGCUGGUUGUAAGGGGCCCACCAGGCCCUCCUGGAGGUUUAGUGGUGACAAGUGUCAAUGACACAUCAGUUGAGUUAAGAUGGAGCCGUGGAUAUGACAACCAUAGUCCCAUCGGCAAGUAUGUAAUCUUGGGCCGUUCUUCGAAGACUCUUGACUGGAAGACGAUGAGGACAGACCCAACAAACAUAGAAGGAAAUGCUGAGUCUGCACGUUUGACAGAUCUUCGACCUUGGAUGGAUUAUGAGUUCCAGGUCAUUGCCAGCAACAUUCUGGGUAGUGGAGAACCAAGCAUGCCCUCCCAGCCUGUCCGAACCAAACAAGCAGCACCAACCGUAGCACCCAGUGGACUUGGUGGAGGUGGAGGAAACCGUAAUGAACUUAUCAUAACAUGGACACCCAUGGCGAGGGAGUAUCAGAAUGGAGAUGGCUUUGGCUAUAUCCUGGCAUUCAGAAGGCAAGGUGUGCCUACAUGGAUUGUGGUGAGGGUGCCACAAGUUGAGUCUUCACGAUAUGUCUACAGCAAUGAGAGUCUGUCUGCCUACUGUCCCUUUGAGGUCAGAAUCAAGGCCUACAACAAGAAAGGAGAAGGUCCUUUCAGCCAGAUUGCUGUAGUGCACUCUGCGGAAGAGGAGCCCACCGUGUCCCCAAGAAGGAUUAACGCCACUGCUCUGACCGCUUUUGAGAUUCAGGUGUCCUGGGACCCCAUUCAACAUUUGAACAUUAACGGAGUUCUGCGAGGUUAUGAGAUCCGUUACUGGCGGCAACAUGAGCGGGAGGCUGCAGCGGACCGGGUCAGAACGGCAGGACUGGAGAACACAGCACGGGUGACGGGCCUAAGACCUAACACUCUCUAUCAUGUCACUGUACUGGCUUACAACAGUGCCGGCACCGGCCCACCCUCCCCAAGAACCACCGUCAUCACCAAAAGACCCCCCCCUAACCGUCCUCCAGGGAACGUCUCAUGGAAGGUCGAUGGCUCUUUGGUUACAGUGAGAUGGGAUCAUGUUAAAUCUUUGGACAAUGAGUCUGCUGUGCUGGGCUACAAAGUCCUGUACAAGCAUGAAGGACAUUCUGCUUUGAAGAUUCUGGAGAAAGGCAAGACAUCCGUCAGUCUCCCGCUACCUAAGGACAAUGGUUAUGUGGUUCUUGAGAUCCGCUCUUGGGGAGAUGGUGGAGAUGGAGCAGCCCAUGAGACCAUUGUAUCUCGAGACACAGGAACUGGAAUGAUGGUCCAGAACACCGCUGCCACUUUUGAGCCCCUCAGCACAUCAAUUCUGGGGUUGACUGCACUCAUUCUCACUGGCUUGUCGGGACUGUGAUUUAAGCCAAUGAUGAGGUGUUUUACAAAAAUAUUACAGAUAACUGAGCAGGUUUUCCUCAGAUGGGGCAGGGCUCUGGGUGGUUGGAUUUUUUUGAUGAGAGGUAUUUAUUUGAAUGGUUGAAUAGUUAGUGAAAGUCAUUUGAUUAUUUUGUAUAAAAAGGCUUUUUUUACAAGGAUAUCUGGAUGUGUAGAAUACAUGAGAGUCUUUGAGACAUUUUGAUUGUGUUAUACAUUUUACCACAAGAAGUUUGCCUUAUGGAAACUCAAACUUGAUCAAUGGUUACGUCAGCAUUCAGUUAAAGUUGCCACUUCUUGAACACAGACAAACAACAUGGUCAAGAUCAACACAUGGAUGUAUUGGUGAAAUUUCCAUCCUGAACAUAACAGAAAAUCUCCUUUUUUUAAUAUGUUGUUGCUACUUCAUGGCAGCAUGUGAACUUGCAAAACGUUUACCUUUUUUAUUUUUGCGACUGUACUGUAUGUAACGUAAUUGGAGGCAAGAGCUGAUCAUUAUUUUUAUUAAUAAUGUUUUUUGUAUAUGUGUUGACCUCGGAAUGAUUGUAGCAUUCUGCCUUUCACUUAUUGUUCUACUUUUUAUAGAUGAAAGGUCUUUUGAAUAUGACGGUACAACAAAAGUUGAUAAAGGUGGCUUGGCUUGCUAAAAUUAUACUCUGUUAUCUUGGUCAUCAUUAUUGCCAUUUGUCUUUUCAAGAGUUACAUAAUUAUGACGUUCAUGGGUUGUGAUUUACUUUCUUGGCACAAAUUUCUCAUUAAAAGAACAUGUAACUGGACAUUGAACAAUACUGAAGAUAACAUUCAUGGACAUCGAAGUUAAUCAUAAUCCUGUUACACUGUAAUAUGGUACACAUGAAGCCAUUCAUUGGCUUAAAACCCAUGUAGAUUUUUUUAUUAUUAUUUGAAUUCAUUAUAUUAUUUAAAUUCUAUAGUUGCAUCAACAGCAGCUAACAGUAUUCCACUCUCAAAAAUAGUUGUACGUCUCUUUAAUGUCAUAAUGUAAUAAUACUGACUUUUAGAGGCUCCUUCAGUUCAAGAAAUAUACAUUUCAGAUUUCUUUUGUCUUUUGUAUUUUCUUUUCUCUGUUGGUUUGCUGAUGCUGAUUCAAAUGGGUGUUUUCAUUUAUUUAAAUGCUACUUUUAUUGUUUGUGAAGGUUUUGUUUUUCUAUUUAGGCACAUUUGAGGGCAGCUAAAGCUAAUUUAAUUAAUGUAUUAUUAUGUUACUCUGUAUGUUUCAUUCAGGGGGAAAUGUCUCGUGGUUUCAAUAAGUUCUUACUGUAAAUAGAGCCGUUUUCACCUUGACAGAAAACUAAUAUGUGUGGGGGGUGCUUGAUUUGUACUGAUCCAUCACUUUUACACAUCGUCUGUAACAAUUUCUGUAACAUCUUUAUCCAAUUAUUCCUACCAUGUUUUAUCCAUGUGAUUUUAACUGUAUGAUUCAUGUUCACACAAUUGCAUUUAGAGCAUUGGUUGUUAAAAGCUGUUACACAUAAACAGCAUCAUCAGUAGUUGUUUAGUGGAUCUAGAAUCAACACUAUUAGCAGCAAAUUAAAUGUUACAAAUGUACAGUAGAAGAGCGUAAAAGUCACAUUAGGACUACCAAACCAAACCGUUUAGACAGGAGUGUUCUCUUGUCCCUGUGUUAGUUUUGUACUCAUGCUUUCCAGCAUUUUGUAAUCAGAUGUGAGCACUAUGUAAAAUUCCAUGACUUUCUUUACUCCCACCUUUUCCUUAAUGAAAUCAUUCUGCUGUUUCACAUUUGUGCACAGUUUAGACUUUUGUGUUGAUCCAGGGCUCCAUUGCCUGGCUUUUCUCAAAACUGGUCUCAGAACUGUAACGUCUCAUUGUACAUUUUCCAGAAUGGCUGUAUACGCUUACAAGAGUCGAAUUGAAUGCCAGUAGUUUCACUACUUUGGUUGAGCCUGUCCACUAUGGACUAAAUGUGAAUAAUUCAGCACUUGUAAAUAUUCUUCAAUAAAGAACCUUU